Messenger RNA from Helicoverpa zea (corn earworm), 5197 nucleotides. RefSeq names its product piwi-like protein Siwi (gene aub). The record is from RefSeq and is a predicted model, not a curated record. The coding region runs from base 151 to 2856 and encodes 901 amino acids. The transcript has 19 exons. Gene Ontology annotation, molecular function: protein binding; piRNA binding. Lineage: Eukaryota; Metazoa; Arthropoda; Insecta; Lepidoptera; Noctuidae. Gene Ontology annotation, biological process: regulatory ncRNA-mediated gene silencing. Gene Ontology annotation, cellular component: P granule.
UUCAAUAAAUUCCAUUCCUAUUUGUCUUUCUUUUUUCGCUGUGAGAGCGGUGUGGUGUGCCGAGAGCUGUCUGCCAAAAAACUUAAUUUUGUAUUAUUAAAAUCAUAAGAUUUUAACAACACAGAACAGACAUCGUUUCAGCCACUGACCAUGUCGGAACCUGGGAGAGGUCGUUCCCGUGGGCGUGCAGGAAGAGGUGGCGACAAUGCUGGGCCGCCUCCCCGUAAACCCGGCGAACAACAGCAACAGAGGCCCCCACAGCAACAGGGGCCACCAGGCCCCCGGCCACAACCACCAUCCACUUGGGGUGCUCCCGCAAUGGGGCCGCCUGUGCGAGCUGGUGUGCCUGUGGCCGCCUCGCCAGCAGGCCGCGCCUCUCACCGACCAACACCAACAACACAUCAGGAACACCCUGGAGAUGUAGACGUACAGGAAAGAAUGCGGAGCAUGCAAAUCAGUACUCCGCAAGUCGGUGUUGGUGAAAGUGCCUCUGUGAUUGGCCGUGGAUCUCGGCGUGGCGGGGGCAGGAUUUUACCUGAACAAAUAACGAUUUUGCGCACUCGCCCAACAACAAUUCAGUCGAAGAAGGGAACCUCGGGAACGGUAAUCGAUUUGAAGGCCAACUAUUUUACUGUUAACACCACACCCCAAUGGCGCCUUUACCAGUACCAUGUCGAUUUUUCACCGGAGGAAGACAAUACCGCGGUUCGCAAAGGCUUACUGCGAGUCCACGCCAACACUCUCGGAGGGUACCUGUUUGAUGGAGCAGUAUUGUAUACUGUUAAGCGCUUACACCCUGACCCAUUAGAGUUGUACUCUGAUAGGAAAACUGAUGGUGAAAGGAUGCGAAUUUUGAUAAAGUUGACAUGUGAUGUAAGCCCAGGGGACUAUCACUACAUUCAAAUAUUUAAUAUAAUUAUAAGGAAAUGUUUCCAAUUGUUAAAUCUGCAACUUAUGGGCAGAGAUUACUUUGAUCCUGUUGCUAAGAUUGAUGUCCCUGAGUACAGAUUACAAAUAUGGCCAGGAUACAAAACCACAAUCAAUCAGUAUGAAGAUAGAUUACUGAUGGUAACAGAGAUUACCCACAAGGUUCUACGUCUUGAUAAUGUGUUGCAAAUGCUCAGUGAAUAUGCUGCAACAAAAGGCAGCAAUUAUAAAAAAAUCUUUUUGGAAGAUAUUGUUGGUAAAAUCGUCAUGACUGACUAUAAUAAAAAAACUUAUAGGGUGGAUGAUGUAUCAUGGCAAGCAUCGCCAAAAUCAACUUUCAAGAUGCGUGAUGAAAAUAUUACAUACAUGGACUACUAUCAGAAAAAAUACAACAUCCGCAUCCACGACGGCGGGCAGCCGCUGCUGAUCUCGCGCUCGAAGCCGCGCGACAUCCGCGCCGGCAUGCCGGAGCUGGUGUUCCUGGUGCCGGAGCUGUGCCGGCAGACGGGGCUGACGGACGACAUGCGCGCCAACUUCAAGCUCAUGCGCGCGCUCGACAACCACACCAAGAUCGGCCCUGAUGUACGCAUUCAGAAACUGUUGAAGUUCAACCAACGAUUGACCAGUUGUCGUGAAGUGGUUAAGGAAAUGGGUGAUUGGUCUCUUACUCUUUCCCAUGAACUUGUCAGUUUUAAAGGACGGCAACUUCCCCCUGAAAAUAUAGUCCAGGGAAAUAAUGCCAAGUACCCAGCUGGCGACACAACAGAAGGAUGGACAAGAGAUAUGCGAUCGAAACCUCUAUUAGAUAUCUCACAAUUGCCAUCAUGGGUGGUCAUUACUCCAGAAAGACAACGAAGAGAUGCUGAAGGAUUCAUAGAUUUAAUUAUGAAAACUGCUGGGGGUGUGGGUUUCCGAAUGCCCAAACCUGAAAUAAUACCCAUCAGGAAUGAUGGACCUAUGGAAUAUGCAAAUGCUUGUGAGAACGCAAUUGCCCGCAAGAAUCCUGCUAUGAUCCUUUGUGUGUUGGCACGCAAGUUUGCAGACAGAUAUGAAGCGAUCAAAAAGAAAUGCACUGUAGAUCGUGCUGUGCCUACUCAAGUAGUUUGUGCUCGAAAUAUGACCAGCAAUUCUGCAAUGUCUAUUGCAACUAAAGUUGCGAUUCAGAUUAAUUGUAAGCUUGGUGGUGCUCCGUGGCGAGUGGACAUACCUCUACAGAGCAUCAUGGUCAUCGGCUACGAUGUCUGCCAUGACACUCGCUCUAAAGAAAAGAGUUUCGGUGGAUUUGUUGCAACACUUGACCGGCAUUUGACGCGCUACUUCUCAGCAGUGAACUCGCACACCUCGGGUGAGGAGCUCAGUGCCCACAUGGGCUUUAAUGUGGCCGCAUCUCUACGCAGAUACCGAGAAAUAAACGGUGCACUGCCACAGAGGAUAUUUAUUUACCGGGAUGGUGUUGGAGAUGGCCAAAUACCAUAUGUGCAUAGUCAUGAGGUGGCAGAAAUAAAAAAGAAAUUAAGUGAGAUAUAUGCAGAAAUGGAAUACAAGAUGGCGUAUAUAAUCGUUUCCAAGCGUAUCAACACGCGUAUAUUUUUGGACCGCGGCCGCAAUGGUGAAAACCCGCGCCCCGGUACAGUAAUUGAUGACGUAGUGACGCAGCCAGAGAGAUACGACUUUUACUUGGUGUCACAAAACGUUAGAGAAGGCACAAUAUCUCCUACCUCCUACAACAUAAUUGAGGAUACGACCGGACUGCACCCUGAUAGGAUGCAAUGGUUGACUUACAAGCUGACUCACUUAUAUUUCAACUGUUCUUCUCAAGUGCGAGUCCCGUCUGUGUGCCAGUACGCCCACAAACUGGCGUUCUUGGCUGCAAACAGCCUUCAUAGCCAGCCACAUUACACUCUCAGUGACACGUUAUAUUUCCUGUAAAAACGAUAACAUUAAGGCGGGGGUCUAGACAUGUAUCAUUUGCCCGAUCCGAUCAUCGUAUAAGUUGUGGACGCCUCCGAUUUGCUCCGUAUAAUGGACAAAAACCGAAACUACAUGGGACAUAGGACGGGCCGUAUCGAGAUCGCGUAUCAUUACCCAUCCACAUAUGCGAUCAUGAGACGCGUCGACGAUACGGAUACGAUGAUCGGAUGGGGCAAAUGAUACAUGUCUGGACCGGCCUUUAUGUGUACAUGUUAAUGUGGAUAUUCGAGGAAUGCCCUCAUCUAUUGUGAUUAAAGAAAACCUGACUGUUAAGAUAUUAUGACAAUAGUUCGUUUUUUGGUCCUCUGGACAAUAAAAAUUAUAUUUUCUUACCAAACUGGGUAAGCCUAGUUAGGUUUUAUAAAAGUAUUCGUAAGUUUUUGAACGACAUUACUCAAAAAAAGUAUAAUUACAAGAACUCGAAUUUUAGGUUUAAUUGGGACUUGUGUUUACGCAGUCCAUUCUGAUUUUUAUUACCUCAUUUCUUAUUUUUGUAUGUUCUUAAGAGUAGUUGUUGCAGAGGCAGCUCGUAACCUGCAACAAAACUUGUUAUGUUGAUUAUAUUUUACUUAAACCACGCUACAGUCCUCUACCACCGAGCAAAAAGCGCUUAUAAUGUGAUGAAAGUUGUGAAAUUUUAUUUUGUGUUGAUUUUUGCAAUUUAAGUGUGUAAUAAAGUUGAAAUGUCAAUGUGUGUACGAAGUGCUUUCAUCACUCAUUGUAAAACUGCCAUAAAACGUAUGCCUCAGGCAUAGCAUUUCUUUACUUUUAAGUUCUUUAGAUUAUAAGUGAGAUUUAAUAUGUAAGGAUUUUUCAAUAGUUGAAUAAAUUUUAUCUGCCUUCUAAAGGACCAUGAGUCAAAUUGGGCUCAUUGUCCAACAGAGUUAUAGCAUAUGCCGUUGUGAAGGUUUUUGUUUGUACUAAAAUUGUUACUAUGGGGACUACCUUCAAUUCCAUGGCAAAAAAAAGAUAUGCACCUAAAUAGGUUUACAUAUUACGUAGGUAUACAUUCUGGUUAACAGAAACGAAAUGGGUCGAGAUGCCAUCGCUCAGUAUUACUGCUCGUGUCUAACAGGUAGACGCUGAGCAGGAAGUUGUGCUCAUAUCAUUUCAAUAAUAUGGUAUCUAGGGUGAGGCAGGCACUCACAAUUUAAUCCACCGGCAGGAUAUUUAGACGACAUUAUUAUUGAUAUUGAUUGAAAUGUUAACAAAAAUAAUUUUAACUGUUAGCAGCUGUUUUAUUUUUUAUGUAUACAUUAAACCUGGAAUUAAAACUAGUUAAAGGUGUUCAAUAACAAAACCUACACUGCCAUAACAGCACUACUUUUUGCAGAAUAUUAGUUUAUUUAUGGUCGGAGAAAAAUUUUCAUAGAAAAAUAACCCCAUGGAUUCUUCGCAAAAAUGAGUUUAAAUCUUUAUAUUUAGUGCUUUACAAGUAUAUUCAAAGUGGUCUCAUCUCUGUUGGUGGGUGAGCCCAGGCUUCAUACAUUUUUGCCCAUGGUCCUUUGUCAAUAAGGAAAUCUGACAACCUAAAACUAAAAAUUAUAUAGAUAAGAUUUACUCGACUUUUGAACAAUCGGCCCCCAAAGAAGUACACUUCACUUCAUGCUGAUGUUCUUCCAAACAUUCCAAGCGAUUGGUUAGUGUGUAGACCGCAUUGUCUAAUUCGCUUCUUUCAUUAUUUUCAUAUGUUUCUUUUUAUUAAUUACAAAUGUUGUUUUAAGUACAAGUGAUAUAUUGCAGAUAAAAGAACUUAACUCAUUAAAUACAUCUUGGACCAUGAUUGCGGAGACUCAGUAUCAACUCGAUUUAAAUUUACAUUUCUUGGAAAAGACAUGUUACCACUGUCUAGAUAGUUCUGUAUCAAAUACCCAAACCGUAUUCUAUAAAGGUGUUCUUAGAUCAAGAACCAGUGACCGCCUGACCCACGUUAUUUUAUAAAGGCUGAAACUUCGUGUGCGCAUCUAUCUUACAGUGGGUAUGAACGAAAGACUACUACGAAGUUUGACGCGGUGGCUUUUAGAUGCAAACACAAAGUUUCAGCCUUUAUAAAAUAACGUAGGUCUGGCAUUUGCUGGCUCUCUGGCUAUCUGUAAACUACGCCAUUUUUAAAUAUAAAAUUUUUCAUUUGUCGCAGUUGACGUUGUUUCAUCAGCAACAUGUUUUCACGUAUACUGGUUAUCUCAUUCAAUCUCGAAAUUUGGUGCAUUUUGUAAACAUUUCCUAUUAGACAUAGGCUUAUAUAGUAAGUUUUUUUUUACUUUUUGUACUUAACAAUAAUACACUUCUUUGAUUGAAA